This is a messenger RNA of Closterium sp. NIES-67, 1775 nucleotides long. NCBI's taxonomy places the organism in Eukaryota, Viridiplantae, Streptophyta, Zygnematophyceae, Desmidiales, Closteriaceae. The record is from the annotation of a GenBank genome assembly.
CAAUGAGGGAGGGAGGAUCCUAGACGAUGAUGCAUUCACAAUUUCACAUUCGCAUCCCAGCGUGUAGCCCAGCGUCCGAACUGCCUCCAUCCGAACUUUCACCACACUGUACCAUGCGAAUAUCUUACUGCAACGACUUCCGCCAGUGAGAAGCUCUGUCCAGUGGAGAGCAUUCAUUUAGAUCCGCCCCGCAACCCCCGCGUAGAGCAUGGCGACGCGCUCCCUUGAUUCUAUCUUCUUCCUCUCCGUGAUUUCGCGGCGCGCUCCUAUCCCCGCCGACCAUUCUGCCACUGCAAGAGUCCCCGCCUCGCAACCCGCGCGCCCGCCACAUUCUUAUGGCCGACGCGAUCGCCCGCUACCGCGCACCUCCUCAAUAUCCGCAGUUUGUGCAGCACCUGUCGUUUCCGCAGUCUGGUUCGAUGAGGACGUGGAUGACCACGUGGACGAUGCGCUUGCGGGGUGGGAACGUAGCAGCGCAGGUCGGCGCGGGGUGGGACGACGGGGGAAGCGCGGCGAUAACGCAGAGCAGGCGGGAUCGCGUGCGGCCCGCAGGAGGGGAAAAGGCCCGAAGCGCGAUCGGGGGGGGGGAGUGGCUGACGUGGACAGGGGGGGCGAAAGGCAGGGGAGCAGAGCGAGUGGGGUUGAGGGCAGGAGAGUGAGUGGGAGUGGAAUAAGCAGCAGCUCUCCCACGACUGGAGAGGCAAUGGCGCCUGUUGCGGCGAAUCAAGUGUUACAGGAGGGGAUACCAGACGCCACGGCCACUGCUGCUGCUGCUGCUGGUGUGAGUGCAGCAGCCUUUGGUUUCAGGCAAGCUCAGUCAACCCCGCCUGGCACAAAUCAACCACCAGCAGCAGCAGCAGCAGCCUGGCGGGUCGUGGGGGACGGACCAUCUUCGCCUGCCUCCCCCUCCGCCUCGUUUGUGAAGCCGCUCUCCACGCUCUACCCUCGUGUGCCCUGCCGCGUCUGCCAAGAUACUAAGCUGGUGGAGUGUGCGUGUUGCGAUGGUUUGGGCACACUGGCACGUGGCGGCUUCCAGAAGAGAAACCCUGUCUCUGUUCCGAGAAUCAUAGGCUCCAAGUGGACAGCCAUGGAGCGCACCUUUGGCUGGCGUCACUUCAGGGUGGCAUCCAAGCGGAGAAUGGGAAGCACUGCUGCAGGCAGAGGCAGAGGAGCAGGGACUGGGGAAGCUGAAAUGCUGGCGGAGAGAGAUGCAGAUGGAGCUGGCACUGCAAUUAUUGUGUGGGAGGUUCCUGGAGGGUCAGCAUCAAGCUCGGAUGCAGGAUCUGGGGACGACUGGUUUGUGCAGAUGGUGGCGACAUGCGACCCUAACACGCGAUUUUGGGUGAAAGCACGCUACCUUAAGGAUCGAAAGCACUGGGCAAUGGGCUGGCUGCAGAAGGAGGAGCUGCAAGCCAUGGGGACAUCCUUUGCUAAUAAUGAAUUUGCUGGAAUUGGGACAGGAGUGAAUGGAGGGAAUAGUGAUGGCUUGUCAAAACGUUUGGUAUGCAAGGCAUGUCAAGGCCAGGGCAAGAUCGCCUGUCCCAGAUGCAAAGAGCUGGCAGAGAUGAGGGAAAAGGAGAGAGAGCGAAGGAGGAAUGAAGGUGGAAGAGAUGGGGCUGAUGAUGACUUCCAGGAUGAUGGAUUGUUAGAGAUAAUUGAGGUUUGACACAUAAACAGGGGAUUCAAUGGGCUGCAUGGACUGGAAUCUGUCACCUGGAGCAAGUUCUCACAUCAUUGCAGCCCCUAUGUAUUUUGCAUGAUGUUCAGCCAAGUUA